Messenger RNA from Carica papaya (papaya), 1605 nucleotides. RefSeq names its product acyl-lipid omega-3 desaturase (cytochrome b5), endoplasmic reticulum-like. Lineage: Eukaryota; Viridiplantae; Streptophyta; Magnoliopsida; Brassicales; Caricaceae. The record is from RefSeq and is a predicted model, not a curated record. Gene Ontology annotation, molecular function: oxidoreductase activity, acting on paired donors, with oxidation of a pair of donors resulting in the reduction of molecular oxygen to two molecules of water. Gene Ontology annotation, biological process: lipid metabolic process.
ACCUCCUCAUUGCUUCAAUGGCAACUCGACAAACCUUCGUCCUCCUAACUCUCUCUAUAAUUCACACAUCCCAAGUCUGUCUUCUUCAGCAUUUCAAAUUUCAAGAGCUCUGCAACGGCCUCUCUAUCUCUGUUCUGUCUCUGUUUUUUCUUUUUUUAACUCGGGUUUUUACAGAAUAAUUGUCAGGAGCCCAAGAAAGUGAGUCCUUAAAAGCAGGACACCAAGAAAUGGGGAGUGAAGGAAAUUUCAUCAGUAACGGUCUAAAUGGGAUUUACAAGCAGGACGAUGGCCUCAGUUUUGAUCCAAGAAAACCGCCUCCAUUUAGGAUUGCCGAGAUCCGAGCAGCCAUUCCCAAGCACUGUUGGAUCAAGAACCCAUGGAGAUCGCUAAGUUAUGUUCUCAGAGAUUUAGUGGUGGUUUCUUUAUUGGUGGCGGCUGCUGUGUUUUUCAACAACUGGGUUUUUUGGCCUCUUUACUGGCUUGCGCAAGGAACAAUGUUCUGGGCAAUAUUUGUUCUUGGACAUGAUUGUGGCCAUAGCAGCUUCUCUGAUAAUCCCAAGCUGAACAGUGUGGUGGGUCAUAUCUUACAUUCAUCCAUUCUCGUACCUUACCAUGGAUGGAGAAUCAGCCACAGGACCCACCAUCAAAACCAUGGAAAUAUUGAGAAGGAUGAGUCUUGGGUGCCACUGCCUGAAAAGAUCUACAAGAAAUUGGGUCCAAAAACACUGACUCUUAGAUUCACAGUGCCUUUCCCCAUGUUGGCAUAUCCUAUGUACUUGUGGUACAGAAGUCCAGGAAAGACAGGAUCUCAUUUCAAUCCAUACAGUGACUUAUUUGCAUCUAAUGAAAGAAACCUUGUGAUAACCUCAACUUUGUGUUGGACUUUAAUGGUGGUUUUGCUUGCCUCUUUAUCUUUUCUGUUGGGUCCAAUCCAGAUGCUUAAGCUCUAUGGCAUACCUUAUUUGAUCUUUGUGAUGUGGUUGGAUUUUGUGACAUACUUGCAUCACCAUGGUCAUGAGCAGAAACUUCCUUGGUACCGUGGCCAGGAAUGGAGUUAUCUACGCGGAGGACUUACAACUGUGGACCGUGAUUACGGAGUGUUCAACAAUAUUCAUCACGAUAUUGGCACUCACGUUAUACACCAUCUCUUCCCUCAAAUACCACACUAUCACCUUGUAGAAGCGACGAAAGCAGCAAAACCAGUGCUGGGAAAGUAUUACCGCGAGCCAAGGAAAUCUGGGCUAUUUCCAUUUCAUCUGUUCCAGAAUUUGAUGGAAAGUUUGAGACAUGAUCACUUUGUUAGCGAUACUGGAGAUAUCGUGUUCUACCAGACUGAUCCAAGACUGAUUAAAGAUCCUUCAAGCAAGCUCGAGGACUGAGUCUGUUUUACAAGAAGUCAUCAGCUGGAAAGAUGUAACUUUUGCUUAGAUAUAUCACUUGAUUCCAUACCCUCUAUCCAGUUACCAUUUUUUUUUUCUCUUAAGGUGAGAAGAGAAGAAGAGGGAGAACCUCAUUGAAAGGUUUUUGUAGCAAAUUGUUGGAAGAUGGAAUUAGAAAGUGGAUUAUCAAUUUUGUCUGUAAUGAAAAACUGCAAGUUUAGAGAAA